This is a messenger RNA of Hordeum vulgare subsp. vulgare (domesticated barley), 1679 nucleotides long. RefSeq names its product 2-hydroxyisoflavanone dehydratase-like. The coding region runs from base 71 to 1210 and encodes 379 amino acids. NCBI's taxonomy places the organism in Eukaryota, Viridiplantae, Streptophyta, Magnoliopsida, Poales, Poaceae. The record is from RefSeq and is a predicted model, not a curated record. The transcript is spliced from 2 exons. Gene Ontology annotation, molecular function: hydrolase activity.
UGCACCACGACCCCAUCACCAGUUCACCACACACAGAGUUAUCCUAUUGCUCACCGCACCAAGGCACUCCAUGGCCACCAGGAGCGCAGCCGCCGUCUGGGCUGGUUCUGGUUGGGCAGCACCCCAGCCUUGCCGACCACUAACCGUACGUCGGAGAAAGUUGCCCCGACUACCAUGCUACUUAUCUACCACCUUUCCGCCAUGCCCCGGCAUCUGCACGUCUUCAUCCCACAAGAACAGGGCUCUACCGGCAGCUGCCACGGAGGCCGAAACCGAAGACGAGGUUCUGCUGGAGUCCCCGGGGCACUUCCGCAUCUACAAGUGCGGCAAGAUGGACCGCCUCAACGAACCCACCGUGUCGCCUGCCGGCCUGGACGAGGCUACCGGCGUCACCUCCAGGGACGUCGUCCUCGACGCCGACACCGGCGUCUCCGUGCGCCUCUACCUCCCCAAGCUAAGAGAACCCUCCGAGAAGCUCCCGGUCCUCGUCUACUUCCACGGGGGCGCCUUCCUCAUCGGGUCGGCCGACGACGCCACGUACCACAGCUACGUCAACGCCCUCGCGGCCGCGGCCGGCGUCCUCGUGGUGUCCGCCGACUACCGCCUCGCCCCGGAGCACCCUCUGCCCACGGCCUACGACGACUGCUGGGCCGCGCUCCAGUGGACGGUGGCGCCGUCGACGCAGGACGAGUGGAUCGCGAGGCAUGGCGACACGGCCCGCCUCUUCCUGGCAGGCGACAGCGCCGGCGCCAACAUCGUGCACGAGAUGCUGGUGAGGGCGGCGGCGGCGGCCUCCGGGCCGAGGAUGGAGGGCGCGGUGCUGCUGCACCCGUGGUUCAGCGGGAGCGAGGCGAUCGAGGGGGAGCCUCCGGCGGUGCCCAUGUUCAACGGGAUGAUCUGGUCGUACACGUGCCCGGGCGCGGUGGGCGGCGCGGACGACCCGAGGAUCAACCCGCUGGCGCCCGGCGCGUCGUCGCUGGAGAAGCUGGCGUGCGAGAGGAUGCUGGUGUGCGCGGCGGAGAAGGACGUGCUGGCGAGGAGGAUCCGCGCGUACUACGAGGGCGUGGCCGCGGGCGCGUGCCGGGCGCCGGGCGCCGCGGCGUGGUUCGAGUCGGAAGGCGAGGAUCACGACUUCUUCCUCGGGAAGACCGACUGCGAGCGCGCCAAGCAGCUCCUGGAUCGCGUCGCGGCGUUCAUAGCCGAGGGCUGAGCUCCACCGCAUGAUCUGCCUACGCCGGGCCUGCAUUUCAGGCGACAGCGCGGCAAGUCGCUGACGACCAGGUGUUAACGGCUGUUAACGGCCCCGUCGGCCGUCGGUGGUCAAGGUGGGGGCCCUGCUCACUCACUCUCUCCCUCCCUGCUCGCUCAUUCUCUCCCUCGGUUGCGCCAGCGCCGCCGCCGCGGCCAUUGUUGUCAAUAGAAGUUGAGGAUGCCUUCGUGGAAUGACUUGGAGAGCUCGGACGACGACAUCUCCAUGAUUGGCAUGGAGCAGGAUCUCUUUGUAAGUACAUGUAUCCCCGGAUCUAAGUAUUUGUCAGUGUUAGGUCAUUAAUGUUGCAAUGGUUGAUUCCAUGUAUGUUAUGGUUCAAAUAUUUGCUGGAAACCCCUCACACUGUGGUGGAUCCAUCUUUCUAUGGAUCUGUGACUGAAUCUGAACCAAAAUGCAUGAUCCACACGCA